CAUCCCCGACGUGUGUGUAUGGGACACACACACGCUCCCACCCGCGACACCCGGCCCACGGGUCCUAACCCCGCCCACCACCAUAGAGACGGGAGGACCGGCCUGACCUGAGCGGCACCAGGGGGGUGGGCGUUGCUUUCCGGAUUGACAGGCGCGGAGGCCAAUUGCCGCGCGGCGGGGAGAGAUAAGGCGGGUGGGCGCUGACCCCCGCCCCGGCCAUGGCGGAAGAGCCCGGCGCUCCGGCGGGGGCUCCCCCCGGGCCCGCCCUGGGAGACGGGCCCCCCCUGCCCGUGCUCAAACCGGGCGCCAAGAGCAGCAGCAUCAUUGUCAGCCCGCGGCAGCGGGGUAACCCGGUGCUGAAGUUCAUCCGCAACGUCCCUUGGGAGUUCGGUGACAUCGUCCCCGACUACGUGCUGGGCCAGAGCACCUGCGCCCUCUUCCUGAGCCUGCGGUACCACCAUCUCAACCCCGACUACAUCCACGAGCGGCUGCGGCGCCUGGGCCGGAGCUAUGGGCUGCAGCUGCUGCUGCUGCAGGUUGAUGUGAAGGACCCGCACCAGGCGCUGAAGGACCUGGCCAAAUUCUGCCUCCUGGCAGACUGCACCCUCCUGCUCGCCUGGAGCCCUGAGGAGGCUGGCCGGUACCUGGAGACCUACAAAGCCUACGAGCAGAAGCCUCCUGACCUGCUGAAGGAACGCGUGGAGCAGGAUUUCCUCUCCCGGAUGACCGACUGCCUGACCAGCGUCAAGUCGGUGAACAAGACGGAUGUGCUGAGCCUCCUGACUGCUUUUGGGUCGCUGGUGGCCAUGGUGGAUGCCUCCAGGGAGGAUCUGUCCCUCUGUCCCGGCGUCGGGCCGCAGAAGGCCAAGCGGCUCUUCGAUGUCCUGCAUGAGCCCUUCCUCAAGGUCCCCAAAUAAGCAGCCACCCUCCAAAUCUCCAUUUUUAUAAUAAAUUUGAUUUAUCGGUGA
Messenger RNA from Tyto alba (common barn owl), 968 nucleotides. RefSeq names its product ERCC excision repair 1, endonuclease non-catalytic subunit (gene ERCC1). Gene Ontology annotation, biological process: UV-damage excision repair; meiotic mismatch repair; mitotic recombination. Gene Ontology annotation, molecular function: damaged DNA binding; single-stranded DNA binding. Gene Ontology annotation, cellular component: ERCC4-ERCC1 complex; nucleotide-excision repair factor 1 complex; nucleus. The transcript is spliced from 8 exons. The record is from RefSeq and is a predicted model, not a curated record. NCBI's taxonomy places the organism in Eukaryota, Metazoa, Chordata, Aves, Strigiformes, Tytonidae. The coding region runs from base 219 to 917 and encodes 232 amino acids.